AGUGUGGCAUGUGGAGAAAAUAAACAGACGGCCUGAAAAGGUGUGCUGAUGCUGGCAUAAAUCCAUGCAAGGAUUUAUUUUUUUGCCGAGUACAAAACAGUGUUUAUACAACUUAGUUGUCAGUAAAUGAAAAACUAAAUGUUCCACAUGAUUGGCUUUAAAAAAACGUCAUGGGGUGGAUCGUUUUUAGUCGAUUUAAUUUAUUUUUUUCAUCUGAAUUUCAAGAUUAUAUUUGUUGAUUUUUUUCUGCUGACAAUUAAUUGUGUAAGAUUUGGAAGUGUGUUUUUAUUAGAGAUGUGUUAAUGUAAAUCCGUCGAAUCAAAAUAUAGUGGGUAGACUACAUCCCCCACAACACCUUUCUGCUCAAUAGUAACUCGGUUGCCUAGCGACAGCAGUUUUAGAGUGAGAUGUUGCUAGCUUACUAGCUAGGUGUUUAAGUCUUUUUAGCGUAGCUCUAACCUUUCAGCGGUGACUUUAGGGCCAGAGAAAAUGAAGCGAAGCUUAGAAAGAAGCUUGACUUUCCCCUUAUUGAGUGACAGCAACCCAGCGUCCGCCACCGAGACGCCCAGCGGAGAGCUACAGGGACAAUUCAAGAUGGAGGCUGAUGUUCUAACUGAUGAGAUGGUGUCCAGAGGGUUAUCCAGAUCUGGUUCUUCUCGCUUCUUCAAAAUCUCUUUUCCUAAUCUCAACUUGAAGGAUAUAUCAGUGUUACACAAAUAUGUCUACCUUCAAAAGCUCGAACUACCAAACAACAGAAUCAAAGAUCUAUCCUGCUUAAGCCACACACCCUAUCUUGUCAUCCUGGAUUUGUCUGGCAAUGAAAUCUACAACUUCUUUGAAUUCCAGCCUCUGCAGUACCUACGGGAGGUCAAUUUGUCCCACAAUCGAAUGACAAACAUGAAAGAUUUGUCAGGAUUUGUAUCCCUUUGUAAGCUGAAUCUGGACCACAAUGGCUUCUGUGAGAUUAGCGGUCUUGAACAAUGCUGCAGACUCACCCAUCUCAGUCUGGCACAUAACAAGGUCACAAAGAUGAGUGGCCUGGAUGGUCUGCCUCUCACACACCUCUGCCUCAAAGGGAACCAGAUAAAAAGAGUUGCAGGGUUGGAGAACACAAAACAUCUGCAUGUUCUUGAUUUGUCUGUGAAUCAUAUCACCAGACUUUCAGGACUCAAGAACCUCCAUCUUCUAGGCUCCCUCAACCUGGAGAAAAACCAGAUCAGGGAAAUACAGGAAUUGGAGCACAACAAACUUCCUCUGCUGAGAGACCUCAACCUGCAGGGGAACCCUGUGCAGGGCAUGACUGACUACAGAAUGGCCGUAAUUUUCCUCUUUCAACAUCUGACAAUCCUGGACCAAGUGAAAAUCAGCACAGAAGAAAAGGUGGCCUCUGUAAACAAGUUUCACCCUUCGAUGGACGUUCUGGCAUUCAGGGAUCACAUGACCAACUUAGUUUAUCAGCUGACACAGCCACAGGUCCUAUAUGACAGUACACAGCCUCUCUAUCCUGUGCUGGUGCUGACGGGCCCUGACGACUGUGGUCAAAGACAACUGCUUCACAGAUUGUGUCAAGAGUUUAGUGAAUACUUCGGUUUUGGCAUCUGCCACACAACUCGGAAACCAUAUUUUGGAGAGAAAAAUGGAUUUGAUUACCAUUUUGUUAGUGAAGAAGACUUUCAGAACAUGAUUCACAUGGGUAAGUUUGUCCACACCAUGAAGUACGGGGAUCACCAAUUUGGCCUCAGCAGAGACGCUAUAGAGUAUGUGGCCAGAGAAGGGCUGGCCUGCUGCGUGUCCCUAGAGCUGGAGAGUCUGUUGAGAUUUAGGAAGAGCUACUUUGAGCCUCGAUGUAUCCUGCUCUUACCAACUCAGAUGGAGACGUACAGGAACACGUUGAGCAGCCGGGAACGCUACACCCCCGAACAGAUCGAAGCUGCUGUGUCUCGUUUGGAGCUCUACGCCAACAUCCACACACAACGCCCAGGAUUCUUCGACUGCGUGAUCCCAUGUGAUGACUGGGAGCAAGCCUACCAGACGCUGGAGCAGGUAGUGAAGGACCUCUUCUCUCUUGAAGAGGAAAGGGAGGAAGAAAAGAGCAGUAGCAAAACGUCUCCUAAUAGCUCCCUCACAGGUCACAGUCCAGCUGAAAGAGCUACCUCAGCACUGUCUGAAUCAGGAUUUGGGCUACCUUCUUCACUCUCUGCAUCAGCUUCUGACCCCUCAGGUUUCACCUGCAGAUCCUUUAAGAUCCAGACAGAGCUGAAUCCUGAGAGGACCCUUGCUGAGCUAGCUUCCAUCAGGAGGCGAGAGCAGCCAGUGAGAGAAGCUUUUGUUGGGAAGCGUCCAGGGGUUCUCAGUCAGCUCUUUAAAAGAAAACCAUCAUCACAAUAUCAUCAAGAUCCUGGUGCACAUUUUGUUCAAAAAGACAACAGCAGCUCAGACGAGUCUUGUGCCAGCUCAUCUUUGACUGUGCCCAGUUCAGCCAGUGUUUUAGGUAAACCUCUAGAUGAGUCCGUCCUCAUUCACAGCUUGGACUCAUUCAAAGAAUAUGUAAUAUCAGGUCAGACGUCUGACAGGCCACAACCAGGGAUCGAUGCAUGCACUGCUGUUGGAUCUCCUGCUAACAGUCGCCCAGGAUCCAGAGACUAUUAUGAGCAACCACCAACUGUUAUUGGGGCAAAUAUCUCUGCAGUGUCCAGGCCAAAUCCAUCACCCACACCCAGCCUUGACCUGGGAUUGAAAGUGAAAGGAAAUGAAAACAUGGAGGAAUAAUUUAAAGAAGGUUCUUGCCCCUAAGACAAGUUUGCAAAUAUUCUAACAUGCUAUUUUUUGUAACAGUAAAAAUGUCAGUAAAUAAGCAACAAAAAACAUGUUUUUUUUUUUUCUGUAGUUGCUAAGUUAGCCAUUAACCACCAAACCUAGUUUGUCUCAUUUUCACCGCAACAGAAACAAGCUGUAAAUUGGAUACAUCCAAGUCAAACACUGGAGGUUAGAUUUGACUGUCAGAACUUGCCCCUUACUGUGAUCUAUUAUCCAUGCUGUAACAUGUCUAGAUAUUUUUGCUGUAAUGAAUGAUUACCAUAAAAUAAAGUAGCUACAUCCUAA
Nothobranchius furzeri (turquoise killifish) is the source of this 3102-nucleotide messenger RNA. RefSeq names its product leucine-rich repeats and guanylate kinase domain containing (gene lrguk). Gene Ontology annotation, cellular component: cytosol. Lineage: Eukaryota; Metazoa; Chordata; Actinopteri; Cyprinodontiformes; Nothobranchiidae. The record is from RefSeq and is a predicted model, not a curated record. Gene Ontology annotation, molecular function: protein binding; GMP kinase activity.